Rubroshorea leprosula is the source of this 561-nucleotide messenger RNA. The record is from the annotation of a GenBank genome assembly. Lineage: Eukaryota; Viridiplantae; Streptophyta; Magnoliopsida; Malvales; Dipterocarpaceae.
AAGUAAGGAAAACAGAAACAUAAAAAAAAAAAAAAAAAAUGAAGCAGAGUACAAAAAUGCUUACCUGCCUGCUUUGUUGUGUGCUAUUGUUUACCUUUGUGUUUCGCUGCUCCGGCGAUAUCAGCCAAAACAACUUCCUCACCAGGUACCAUGUAAAGAUCAUCAACGAACUUGCAGACGGAAGGUACCUUGAUGUGCACUGCAAAUCAAAAGACGACGAUCUCGGCCUGCAGCACCUAGGACCAAAUGGUGGCAAUUAUAUGUUCAGCUUCCGCAUCAAUUUUGGUGCCACUACUCUCUUUUGGUGUAAUUUUUGGUAUAAUUAUUCGCAUGCCGUCUUCAAAGUGUUUGAAGGUAGUACUGGGUUCAUAGUUGGCAUGUGCGGCGGUGGUGACACCUGCACUUGGAAGGCACAAGUCGAUGGAUUCUAUUUGUACAACAACGAAGAACAAAAGUAUGUGUAUAGAUUUCCAUGGGGAAGUAGUUAAACCCUAAAGAGGUGAAUUUCAAACGGGGAAUACUCCAGUGGUGUUAGGUGUGAAAUAAAACAGGCUUAUUUAU